AGGGAAAAGGGGGAGGUGUUCGUGUGUGUGUGUGUGUGUCUGUGUGUGUCUGUGUCUGUGUCUGUGUCUGUCAUGGGAAGCGGGGUCGAGGACCCGAUCCACCUUCUCGCACUCUUUUUUUCUUCUUGGUUUCCUUCCCGGAGCCGGGUGCCUGGAGUAUAACCCAUCUCUGUUCCGCCUCUUCUCUUCCUCCGGCGCAAGCCGAGCUGCCUUAUCUCCCCUCCUUACUAUACUUUACGCCGGGUCCCUUUCCCCCGCAGUUCGCUGGCUCUUUUGUUAAUUUCUCACCGGCCGGGGCUGGAAGGCAGGUGCAGUGUUCGUGGUGAAACAUCUCAGUGUUGGGGUCGAGGGAAGCCCUUGGAAGCACCGAGGUCCGGGUGAGACCCGGCGGCGCCUUUCAAUCAAGAGAUUUGGCUCCAGAGGCUCGGACCUGCGCCUUCCCAGCGCAGUCUCGGGUCCUUUCCUGAGCUUGGGGCGCGGAGAUAGCUUGGGGCUCUGGCUCCGCGCCCGAGCGACAAGUUGCUUCUCUAGUCUUGCGGCGCGGCGCUGUCAUGCCGAGCCCCCGGUGGCCAAACUUGUUGGGUGUUCCCUAGUAACCCGCUGAAGUAGGCUGGGCGCCCGGAGUUCUUGCAACUUUGAUUUGCAAAUCGACUUCCCUUUAAAGCGGUCGGAAGCAUUUCCGGUGCUUCCCCAGGGUUCUGGCGGAGCUCGGAAUUCUUAAUUCCCAGCUGGAAAAUGACCGAGCUCACAGCUCUGACUCCCUGGAGUGCGCCGGCCCCCUCCUCUUUGUGUGCUGUCCUUGCGCUCGCCUGAGAUCGGAAUCUGGGAGACUUCCUGGGUUAGAAAUGUGCCGCCCACUCCGACCCCACAGCCCGGAAUGGUGCAAAAGUUGGACCAAAAACUUCCAGUGGCCAAUGAGUACCUAUUGCUCUCUGGAGGCGUCCGGGAAGGUGUGGUGGACCUGGACUUAGAUGAGCUUAAUGUCUAUGCCCGGGGGACUGACUAUGACAUGGACUUUACCCUUCUGGUGCCAGCCCUUAAGCUACAUGACCGUAAUCAGCCUGUGACACUCGAUAUGCGCCACUCAGCCCUGUGCCACUCUUGGCUGAGCCUUCGGCUCUUUGACGAGGGUACGAUCACUAAAUGGAAGGACUGCUGUACCAUUGUAGAUCACAUCAAUGGUGCCACCAACUACUUCUUCUCCCCAACCAAAGUGGCUGACUGGUUCUAUGAUUCUAUCAGCAUCGUCUUAUCAGAGAUACAGAAGAAACCCCAGCGAGGGAUGCCAAAGGUGGAGAAGGUAGAAAAGAAUGGAACCAUCAUCUCCAUCAUUCUGGGUGUGGGGAGCAGUCGCAUGUUGUACGAUAUUGUCCCUGUGGUGUCUUUCAAAGGUUGGCCCGCAGUGGCCCAGAGCUGGCUCAUGGAGAACCACUUUUGGGAUGGGAAGAUCACUGAGGAAGAGGUCAUUAGUGGGUUUUACCUGGUGCCUGCUUGCUCCUACAAGGGUAAGAAGGACAAUGAAUGGCGGCUGUCCUUUGCCAGGAGCGAGGUGCAGUUGAAGAAAUGCAUCUCUAGCAGCCUCAUGCAGGCCUACCAGGCUUGCAAAGCCAUCAUCAUUAAACUCCUGUCCAGGCCCAAGGCUAUUAGCCCCUAUCACCUGCGGAGCAUGAUGCUCUGGGCCUGUGACAGACUUCCUGCCAACUACUUGGCUCAAGAAGACUAUGCAGCCCACUUCUUGUUGGGCCUCAUCGAUGACCUGCAACACUGUCUGGUCAACAAGAUGUGCCCCAAUUAUUUCAUCCCUCAGUGCAACAUGCUGGAGCACCUCUCGGAGGAGACAGUCAUGCUCCAUGCCCGGAAGCUCUCCUCCGUCCGCUCGGACCCCGCAGAGCACUUGCGCACCGCCAUCGAGCACGUCAAGGCAGCCAACCGGCUGACGCUGGAGCUCCAGAGGCGGGGCAGCACCACCAGCAUCCCCUCCCCGCAGUCCGACGGAGGGGACCCCAACCAGCCUGAUGACCGUUUGGCCAAAAAACUGCAGCAGCUAGUGACUGAGAACCCGGGGAAGUCCAUCUCUGUUUUUAUUAACCCCGAUGAUGUCACGAGGCCCCAUUUCAGAAUCGAUGAUAAAUUUUUUUGAGCAUUUUGCUGACUUUGUUUUGUUUCCUGAUUCUAAAACUCUCAUAAUGUGUUGUGCGGUUUGUGAUGCUGUCUUUUCGUUUUUUACAUAUCCAGCCGAGAUUGGAUCUGUUAAGAACACAUUUUAAGUCUCCUGUUUCUGCAGGAUGGUGCAGGCUCUGAAACAGUAUAUUACUAUUUCAUAUUCUGCCUCCGUUUUUGUUGUUUACUUUUUAUAGUUAUUGUCACAUAGUUCGUUUUUGUUUUUUAAGAACUUGAGCCAUAGGUGAAAAUGCCCAUGAAUUUUCUUGCUUUUUUCUGUUUUGUACUUUGUACAAAUUUGUUAAUAGGGAUGGGGAAACAAUCUUUUUCUGACAUAAGGAUUCUAUUUUUUGUUUCGGUUGUCUUUUUUUUUUUUUUCACUACAGAUAUUCGAGAAUCAUCUGAACCUGGGAGCUACCUGGCGUGUUAGCUGGAUUGAAUUCUUUUGACCAGUGGCCAGAGUAGUUUUCCCUUUUCCACUAAACAAGGUAGACUUUGAAAGUGAUAAUACUACAAAUUGUGUUUUGGAGCAACUUCAUUGAAUGUAAUUGUCCUCAGAUCAGAACUUUGGAUGGUUUGGAGGGUGUGUUUGACAACUUUCCAAACAGAAUUAAGGUUUCCAAGUGGUAGUUUUCGUGUGUGUUAAUUAUUUGAAGCCUUAUUUAAAUCCUGUUAAAGAACAUACCAUUAUAAUUGUUAUUUGCACUAAUGAAAUCUUUGCCAUUGUCAGAGUUCCAGUGUGUGUAUUUCAAUAUAAAUUGACAUCCACUGUUAAUGCUGUCAUCUUUUCAUUUCUCUCAAUCAGUAGAAGGAUUCUUUACAUUCGUUUAGUUUUCCUUUAAUUUGGGGUCCCGUUUUGCCCUUGGUAUUCACUGAGAGAAAUUUUUAAAGCUUUAUACCUGCCAAGUGACUUUAUCUGAAGCUGGAUUGAAUAGGAGUUUUUGUAUGUAUUUCUUUUGGCUUAGAGAGCUAAGCUUUUUUGUAAGGUCUCUGCUUCUGCUGAGAGUUUUAAAGAAAACUGGCAGGAAGGAUUCAUAAUCCCCAAGUAGAAGAUGCCACUAUGCCUGUUCAAAAUCAGCAGAUUUUGCUAUUGAGUGGGAACCAGGACAUGUCUGUGGGGUGGAAACCUAGGUGUUGAGGUGUCCUGUCUUCAUGAAUGAAGUGACUUGCCAGGCUUAGGUGCCACAAAGCAUUAGCUCCCUGUUUUGGUAUGGACUUGUGGCAGCCUGGUGUUUGAGAGGGCAGGGGUCUGCUGAUUUUUCAAAGGAUAACCAUGAUGUCUACUACUGGGAAGAUCAAGCAACGUUUUGGUUUCGAUCUCGAAUGUCCAGACUUUCUGGUUCAAUUUUGGCCAUUUGAAAUCAGGCAUAUGCAGUCUUGGGUGUUUGCAUGGGAAUUAAUGUAAUGCUUAUAAAUGAAAAUGAAAUCAUUCAACCAUCUUAAGUCAAACACAAAACUAAUAAUAAAAGAAACAUACUGGCAUUGGAA
Molecule: messenger RNA, 3648 nt
Organism: Pteropus alecto (black flying fox)
Lineage: Eukaryota; Metazoa; Chordata; Mammalia; Chiroptera; Pteropodidae
Gene: MB21D2
Product: Mab-21 domain containing 2
Exons: 2
Coding region: 878-2140 (420 amino acids)
Source: RefSeq, a predicted model, not a curated record